Molecule: messenger RNA, 4731 nt
Organism: Humulus lupulus (European hop)
Lineage: Eukaryota; Viridiplantae; Streptophyta; Magnoliopsida; Rosales; Cannabaceae
Product: probable LRR receptor-like serine/threonine-protein kinase At1g53420
Exons: 33
Coding region: 107-4390 (1427 amino acids)
Biological process (GO): protein phosphorylation
Molecular function (GO): ATP binding; protein binding; protein kinase activity
Source: RefSeq, a predicted model, not a curated record
GAGAAACAGAUAUAUGCUUAUUAAAUAGUUAAAACUAUAGAUAGAUAUAUAAAUAUAGAAAGUGAGGAGAUAACUGGAUCAUACCAUUGAGCACCAGGCAGGCACUAUGCUUAAUAAAAUAAUGAGCAGUGAUCGUUGUGUUGGAGCUUCUCCUAAUAAGCUAAUUAUAGUUCACCUUUUCUUCCUCCUCUGCUUCCAAUUUGGUUCUGAAUUCAAGCACAAUCAAUCGGCACAUGCUAAAUAUGUGCCUCAUGAGGAAGUAACUGCUUUGAUAGAAGUAGCUAAGAAUUUGGAGUUUCCAAGCGAUCGCGGGAUGCCGCCUGAUUUUGAAAGCAUAAGGAAUUUAUCUUGCAAUCAUACCUCCUCCCGUCUUUAUGCGACUUUAGGCAUUUCUUGUGCAUGCGACUACACCGACAACAUGUGCCACUUCUUGGCACUCUACUGGGCCAACAAAGGCUUGACUGGGUUCCUGUCCAAAGAAGUGGGAAAACUUACUCAUCUUAAAAUCCUCCAAUUGCAGAACAACAAAGUUAAGGGUAGCAUCCCAGAUUCUUUGGGGAAUUUGAGUUUUCUCCGCACACUGAAUCUUGCAUAUAAUCGAUUAACUGGAGGAAUACCGGAAAGCCUGGGGAAUUUAAAGGCUCAAAAGAGGAGUGAGGACUGUCGCAGAACUAGGACAGGCGAACUCUCCUGCGUUGCUAUCCGUAGUAACUGCCCAUCUUUCUACUUGGAUCUUUCAUACAAUUAUUUGAAUGGGUCGAUACCAGAAAGCUUAGGGAACAUAACAUUUAAUAAUUCCAAAGAUGCCAAGCUGGAAUCUUAUUGUGCAGACUCUUAUUCCAUUGAUCUCAGUAAUAAUUUGUUGACGAGGCGCAUACCGAAGACUUUAGGAAAUCUAAAGUAUCUUAAAUUCAUGGAUUUGAGCGAAAAUCAUCUGAAUGAUUCUCUUCCAGUUGAACUUGGAAAUCUGAUCUCACUUCGAGCACUCUGGUUGGAAUCCAAUCAUCUUACUGGUGAGUUUCCGUCCAGCUUCGGCCAACUUGUAAAUCUAUUAGGAUUUUCAAUCUCUGGGAAUUACUUGACCGGUCCUUUCCCUAGCGUAAUUGCCAAUUGGACUCAGAUCAACCAUUUGUACUUUCAAGGCAACAGUUUUGAGGGGGGAAAUAUACCUUUAGAAAAUUUUAACUUCUCAAGCCUAGACACUCUGGAAAUUAGUGAUGUAGCCACUUCUUCUUUCCUAUUCCCACAAUCUAUAAAGUUGAAUGUCAUAGUUACUCUGGUUUUGAGGAAUUGUUCAAUUGGUGGUUCAAUCCCUCCAUAUAUUGGUGAUCUGUCAAACCUGAAAUAUCUAGAUUUGAGUUUCAACAAAUUAACUGGUGCAAUCCCAGAUUCAUUGAGAAAUUUUAAUUUAACUAUCAGUUACAUGUCUUUUGCGAAUAAUCUACUUGGUGGUGCAAUCCCAGCUUGGAUUUCUCGCGUAGCUGCCCCGGCUACUGUGGAUCUUUCGUUCAAUAACUUUUCAAAAGCGAGCAUCGAAAUAUACAAAAAACCAAAUGUCAACUUGUUUUCCUGCUGCCCCUCCUGCUCGGUUUGUCAACAAGAAAUGAAAGGUGUGGACUAUUUAAGGAAACAAAGUUGUUCGAAUCCCAAGUACUACAGUAAUUCGAUGAAUGUAAACUGUGGAGGUGAGGAGAAAGAAAUCGAUGGAGCUCGUUAUGACCAAGAUAACGAAAUAGCACUAUAUGGUGUGAAUUCAUCAAGCAACUGGGCUUUCAGUAGCUCGGGGAGCUUUUUGUCACCUAGUACAAAUUCCAGUGAUUAUAUAAAAACGGUCAAAUGUGGAAUUUCAGUUGAUGAAGCACCUUUGUAUGAGAAAGCUCGACUGGCUCCCGUGUCUCUGAAGUACUAUGGGUAUUGCUUACAUAAUGGUAAUUACAGUGUCACACUUCAUUUCGCUGAGAUUGUAUACGUAGAUCAAGAUGACGAUGACCCUGAUAAUGAUUACAAGAGCCUAAAGAAACGCGUAUUCGACAUUUAUAUUCAGGGUGAGAGGGUACGAACAGAUUUCUAUAUCAACAGCAGUGCGGGACCGAACAAAGUAGUUGUUGAAAACUAUACCACUACUGUGAACAACAGUCAAUUGGAGAUUAAAUUGUACUGGGCUGGAAAAGGGACUCAGUCAUAUAACUAUGCACCUAGUUUUAAUGGGCCUCUUCUAUCAGCCAUUUACGUAGCUCGUGAUAUCCCAAAAGAGAAAAAAGGACUAUCUCGUUGGCAAAUAGCAUUGAUUACGAUUGGAUCCAUUAUAUUUGCUCUGCUACUUUUAUUGGCUUUCGCUUGGAUUAUGGGAUGGCUGGGAAAAGAAGAGUUGCACUGUGAGACUACAAUUAAUCAGCAUAUAAAAGUAGGCGAAAAUAGAACUGUUCCCCUUAAAAGAUUAAUAGCUGCAACUCAAAGUUUUAGCAAUGAAAUGGAGAUCGGGAAAGGUGCUUCUGGGACAGUAUAUAAGGCUGAACUAUCUGAUAAUGACAAUGUUGCUGUGAAAAAGCUUUCCACUCUUUCAGAAGCAGGAAUCCAAAAAUUGGACAAUGAAAUUGUUAACAUCCAAACUUUGAGGCACGAAAACCUUGUUCGGCUGUUUGAUAUUUAUGUAGGAAAAGGCUUGUGUUUUCUUGUAUAUGAAUACAUGAAAAAUAAAUCCCUCGAAGAUGUUUUGCUUGACCCAACAAAAAAAGACCAACUUGACUGGAAAACAAGAUUCGAAAUUUGUCUAGGAAUUGCCAAGGGUUUGAAGUAUCUACAUGAGCUUCCAAGACUGAAGAUGGUUCACAGGGGAAUUAAAGCUGCUAAUAUCCUUCUUGAUGAAACUUAUAAGCCUAAGAUAUCAGACUUUGGGUUUGCAAGAACUUCUACAGAGAGUGAUAAUGCUAUUCAAUUCCAAAGGGUAAUGGAAGAAGCAUCAAAUGGAUAUAUGGCACCAGAGUAUACAGCGAAAGGAAAGGAACUAACUGACAAAUAUGAUGUAUACGCAUUUGGGGUGGUUGUACUUGAAACUGUCUGUGGGAAGAAAAAUGUAAGUCUAAGCAGGAAAAACAAUCAAGAGAUGGAGAUUCUUGUGGACCAGGUUCGCAUAGCAGAAAGAAAAGGAACUCUGCUGAAAGAUAUGCCAGACAGUAGUAUGAACAACAUUUAUGACACAAAACAAGUCAUUACUGUCCUAAAGGUAGCAAUUAUGUGCACCAAUAUAUCCCCUGGUGUUAGACCCACAAUGUCUCAAGUCGUGAGUGUUCUAAUGAAUGAGAAGACCCUUGAAGAGAUUUUUGAAGAAGAUGAUAUAUUUAGAUAUGAAGACUUUACGGAAGACGAUUUUAAAGGGAUUAUUAAAGUAAGUGAUGAAGAAGAUAGAACUGUCACCCUGAAAGAACUAAUAGAUGCAACUGAAAUAUUUAGCAAACCAAGGAAGCUUGGUAAAGGAAGUUUCGGAACAGUUUAUAAGGCCAUACUGCCACGUGAUCAUAUUGUUGCUGUAAAGAAGCUUUCCACACUUUCAGAUGAAGGAAUUGACAAACUAAAUAAAGAAAUUGGUAAUUUCCAAAGUUUGGAGCAUGACAAUCUUGCUCGGCUCUUUGAUUUUCACCUAAAAGAAAGCUUGUGCUUUCUUAUUUAUGAAUACAUGGAAAAUAAAUCCCUGGCAGAUGUCUUGUUCGACCCGAAGAACAAAAUCACACUCGACUGGGAAAGUAGAUUCAACAUAUGCCUAGGAAUCGCAAAGGGUUUGGAGUAUCUACACGCGUAUAAGAUGGUUCAUAGAGGAAUCAAAGCUACUAAUAUUCUUCUCGAUAGCACUUUUAAGCCUAAGAUAUCUGACUUUGGAUUGGCAAGUGCUUAUGCCGAGAGUGACAAUGAUUCUGCUCAGUUACUUAGGGUCAUGAAAAUAGAAGCAUCAAAUGGAUAUAUGGCACCAGAGUACCCAGUAAGAAGAAAUGAAGUAAGUCACAAAUAUGAUGUCUAUGGAUUUGGGGUAGUACUACUUGAAAUUGUUUGUGGAAAGAAAAAUGUACCUCGUCCGAGCAGUAAAAACAUCCAGGAGCUUGGCAUUCUUGUGGACGAGGUUUGGGUAGCAGAAACAAAAGGAAGAAUGUUAAAUAUGCUGGACCAAAGUUUGUCCACUUAUGAAACCAAACAAGUGAUAACUGUGCUGAAGCUAGCAGUGAAGUGCACCAGCAUAUCCCCAGGCGUUAGACCCACAAUGUCUCAAGUUGUGAGUGUUCUAAUGAAUGAGAAGACCGUUGAAGAGAUUUUUGAGCCUGAAGAAGCCUCUGGACGAGUUGACACAAUUCGUCAAGACUUUACGGAAGACGUUGUUAGAGGUGCAGAUUCAUCAUCAUAAAUCACCUUUAAAAAAUAACUACGUAAAAGAAACCAAAAAAAAAAAACAUUGCUCCGUAUUAAUAUUUAUUAGUUAUUUUUAUUUGGUAGGAUUAGUAACUUAAUGAGUGUAAUCUUUUAUGUAGUUGAUAUGAAUUUGAUUAAUAAUGAUAUUUAUUACUACGACAGACAAGACGUUUGGUUUGUAUAUUUUGUAAGGGUAAGAGUAGAGCUGUGUCCGUGUGUAUGCAACGACAUGUCGUUCGGUCAUAGAAAGGCAUUGAACACAAACAUGCAUAUUUCUUUCUCUUCUUUUUCAACUACUGCUACUGACUAAUUUUAAAAAGGGAAAUUUGUUUAUGA